UGAUAUCAUGAGACAAUCGAGGCGAUGCAACGAGAGCCCAAUGAUGAAAUCAGAAAACAAAUGGAUAUUUAACCAAGAACCGGAGGACUUCGGUUAUUGGCUAAGAACCACCACUGUGGUUACAGUCAACUGUAUGUUAGAAGAAGUCGUCCUUUCCCGAAUUGACGAAGGAGACAUGAUAAACACGCCACUAGGAAAAACCAACGUAUCUCAUGGAUCUCUAUCCCAUAACCAUCUAACAUUAUUUUGGAUCGACACCUACGGAAAACCAGCUGAUAUCGUAAUCCGACAAUUAGAGAAAGGCGUGGGAUUCUGGUACGAAUCUUCAACGAACGGGACUUGGAUCCUCCAAGACGACUCCAAACAGUUGGACUUUCACGUACGGUUGACGUCACGCUGCCAAACCGUGAAAUGUGACAAAAAAAUAGACAGUUGGACCGUGAUCGGAGACAACCAUUUGUUCAUCAUUAAAUACCCAUUGGGACCUUCCGCAGUUACCGUACCAUCCAUCAUCAAGGAUAUUGUGACAAAAAGAAAUGACCCUUUAGAUAUCAACAUCCGACAAAACGCAAGAAUCCAGUAUUUGGAGGACGCCGCCAUCCGUCACGAAAAUGAACUUAUCCGCGUCAUCCAGAGCAUGCAGUGUGACCAACGACGUGCUAAGCACGCACAAGCCGUGUCAACUGCCCAAUACAAUGGAUGGCUGGCAGCCGCACAGCUGGGUCUUCGGCAAUGCAUCAAACUGAUCGCCACCGGAAACAUCGUCUCAGCCCUACAAUGCACCCCUACAACAGUAAAUUUCACGACGGAUACAACCACUUGUGGACCUCAACCGCGGUUCAACAAUUUCACCAUUGGCCGGUCCGGUUGGGAACUCACUGCUUUUACGCCAUGCUACUGGGCUGGAGGUAUCGUGAAUUUUAACGACAAACCUCACGCCUAUCGCAAUAACACGUGGCAACCGGUCGAAGCAUCCGUCGUCAUCCCACAGCGUGAUUUGGCUGACGCUUUCCGAUAUCAAGACGUCAACUUCUUCGAAUAUCAACAUCAAACCAACCCCGCUUAUACGGAAACCCUCAUUAGCCCAAUGGAUAUAAUGGCCGAUAUCACAGCCUCCAUGAACGAACAUUCACUGACUGUCCCCAAUCAAAUUACAGGGACAUCGGCUAUCGUCGUAUCCGCAGCCGAGAAAGCAGGUCUCGGAACCUUUACCAAUUGGUUCGAGAAUUUUAAAGUCUACUCAUUCAUCAUCCUGCUCAUCGCUAUUUUCCUACUGAUCGCUCGUGCUUGUUACGCCCUCGGACUUUGUGUGAACGAAAUUUGCUUUAACAACUUAAUCGAGCUUGGAACUGAUCCUUCUGCAGGAUACUGUACCUCUCCGAGUAAUAACCGAUCAAUGAUUUUUCAGAUUGCCAGGGUUGUUAAUAUCGGUAUCGGAUUCGAUACCGAUAGUAGCGCCGCUAGCGAUACUCAGUAUCGGUACACUAUCGGCGCUCCUUUCAAAAACAGGUAUCGGAAGACUAUCGGUCGAGUAUCGAUCGAUACUCGAUACCGAUACUUCGUCUGCAAACCUUUUUUUGUGUAUCCGCCGAAUUACUGUUCUCUACAAUGUCAACUCGCGUUUUCGUUUGUGAAAGUUGUUUUGAAUUUCGUGGCCCAGCUUCUAAAGUAUUCCUACUUGUAUAAAUGCAAGAAAUGUGCUCUUAAUGCGCUAAAUAAGGACAGUAAAGAGUCGUUGCUUUCAUGCAGUGACAUCUCUAGAAAUAAUCUAAAACAACAUUUGAAGUCAAGGCAUCCAUGCUUGGUUGAUGCUUUUGAAGAGGCGUGUAAGAAAGGAGGAAAGGGUGUUAAAAGGAAUGCAAUUUGCAUGGAUGAACCUGAUGCCUCAGGAUCGCUCUCUCAACCAACCAUUAGAGAUUCUAUUUCUGGCAAACGUCAUAACAUUUCUAUUACGCAGUCACAGUUUGAUGAGCAGCUUCUUGAUUAUAUGGUAGGAAGCCUUCUGCCCAUUAGGCAUGUUGACAGUAAAGAAUUCAAAACUUUUUGUAAUGGAAUAUCUCAUGGAAACUUCAAAAUUAUGUGCAGACAGUCUAUCACAAAAAAGAUUGAAGACAGGUUUCAAGCAUCAAAACAAGCACUAGCCCAAAUUUUUUCUAAGUUAACCUCCAUAUGCACGACAGCUGAUGUGUGGAAAUCUCGUGGUCGAUCCUACAUGGGUGUUACCUGUCAUUGGCUUGACACCGAAACUCUUCUUAGAAAAAGUGCAUGUCUCGCGGUGAGACGUGUCUUUGGAAGUUAUACAUAUGACGUUGUAGCCAAGACUUUAUUCGCUGUGCAUAAAGAAUUUAAGGUUUUCCGCAAAAUUGUUGUUACAAUAACUGACAGUGGAUCUAACUUUCCUAAAACUUUCCGGGUUUUUUCUCGUGAAAAUGAUGUUCAGGUUGAUGAAGAUGUUGAUGAGGAAUACGAAGAUGAGGAAAUCGACUUAGUUGAGAUUGAUCAUGUCCUAGACGAAUGGCAUGGUAAUGUGAACCAAGAGAUCUAUCCUCUGCCACCUCAUAAAAAAUGCGCCUGCCAUUUGUUGAACUUGGUUGCAGCAGUUGACUGCGAAAACGCUCUCAAACGUGAUUCUUAUUCAUCACUUCAUCGAUCUACAUUUGCAAAGCUUCAUACUCUUUUUAAUAAGCAGAGUCGUAGUACCUUAGCUGCAGAAAAAACAAAAGAACUAUUGGGUGUUCUGUUUGUCAUCCCUAAUGCAACACGUUGGAAUGCCUGGUUUGAUUCUGUAAACCAUGUAGUUAAACUUCUUGAAGCUGAUUGUAACAUCUAAGAACACGAGAAAUUGCUAGAGAAUUUAAAUUUGUUAUGCGAACAUCAUGGGGUCGGGGAUUUCAAGUCACAGGAGGUUUUGUUUAUGGAAAAGUAUGUUUCUCUAAUGAAGCCAGUUGCAACGGCUUUAGAUAUUUUACAAGGGGAAACGGGGAAUCAGGUAACGGCUGGCCAUUUGCUACCAGCCAUUGUUGUGAUUAAGCGACAAAUUAAUGACCUUAAACCUUCAAGGAAAUUGAAAGUGUGUUCUCCCUUGGCAACUGCUUUACUUGAAGGCAUCGAGAAAAGACUCAGAAUUUUUUUUCUGUUAGAUGAGCUUCGAUUUACUUCCGCAGUUCAUCCAAAAUUUAAAUUCAAUUGGUUGGCUGAUGGCUUUUCUUCAGUAGAAG
Messenger RNA from Daphnia magna, 3218 nucleotides. RefSeq lists its product as uncharacterized. Bases 8 to 2830 code for a protein of 940 amino acids. The transcript is spliced from 7 exons. The record is from RefSeq and is a predicted model, not a curated record. Lineage: Eukaryota; Metazoa; Arthropoda; Branchiopoda; Diplostraca; Daphniidae.